Corticium candelabrum is the source of this 1050-nucleotide messenger RNA. RefSeq lists its product as uncharacterized. The coding region runs from base 127 to 906 and encodes 259 amino acids. The record is from RefSeq and is a predicted model, not a curated record. The transcript has 4 exons. NCBI's taxonomy places the organism in Eukaryota, Metazoa, Porifera, Homoscleromorpha, Homosclerophorida, Plakinidae.
GCGGGCUGUCGGUCACGUAUCACCUAAGUAUGGAAAUGCCGAUUUGAUGAUAUCCCAUUCAAAAAGCGAACACUUUUGCGUAUUGGUCAUUUUACUGUCAACUACAGCAGUUUGAGCGGGCCAAGAAUGAAAACCAGUUUGGCAGUGUUACUUGUGCUCCUUGCAGCUACUCUUGCUCUAAGGAAUGGAGGCAAACGUGGCAGACCCAACAAAAAAUUUCACAAUCAAAACUUGCAGGAGUGUGGCCCAGAUAUAACGUGUUCUCAGCCUCUGCGUUGUUGUCCGGGAUUGAGAAACGCAACAGUUUCUCACUGUCAGAGAGUCAGCCCGGUGAACGGCCGCUGCGACUUGACCGGAGAAAGCGGGUGUGGAUGCGAGAGCGGCCUAGUCUGUUCGAAUAGCACAAUCAACAAACGUAGACUGCAGCAUGAUGUCGAUGAACAUCGUGACAGCCAUGAAAAAAAUCGCUCCAAAUCCUGGAAUCAUGGAAUUUGUCUUCGGCUGAACGCUGACGGUACUGAAGAUACUACGUCCAACAACAACAGAAGCGAUUCGUCUGGUCGUCGAAAUCUACAAAGAAACCAGGAUAGAGACGGCAAUCCCCCCCAAGAACCAAAGUCCAAACUCCCAAAGCAAGAGUGUGAGUUGACGGGGACAGCAAGCGAUGCAAAUGUGUGCCCCGAAAAGUUUCAAUGCUGCCCGGGGAAAAACGCCAGUGCAUUUUUCUGUCAAAAACCGCGUAAACUCAACAAAUCGUGUGAUCUCGACAAUCAGAAGGGAUGUGGAUGCGUGACCGGUCUAACAUGUGUAGACGUGACUGAUACCACAAACACAAAACCCAACAAUGGCAAAAGAACAAGAAUGAAUAAACGUAAAGGAGUUUGCCGUGCACAAACAACAGAGUGAAACAGUUGUUUUACUAAGAGACAUGCAUGCAACACCGUUGUCUGCAGACGUCGUGGCUCUAUUUGAUUUCUUUGUUUCUGUUGUGAUUGGCUCUGACAGUUAGUAGUUUCUGGGUGCUAUAGUUGAAAUAUAGAAUAACAAUCA